This is a messenger RNA of Malus domestica (apple), 2496 nucleotides long. RefSeq lists its product as uncharacterized. Lineage: Eukaryota; Viridiplantae; Streptophyta; Magnoliopsida; Rosales; Rosaceae. The record is from RefSeq and is a predicted model, not a curated record.
UCUGACGACUCAAAGCCCUUUCAGCUCUCUCACUUUCCCUCUCUCCUUCUCACUCUCAAAUGUCGCCCUUUCUCGCUCAUCCGCACGCCCAGUGAUCUCUGAAGCAUCAAGUUUUCUUCACUCAGGCUCUCUCAGUCUCAGCAGAGAACCGCCAUGGAAAGGUAUUUCAAAAGAAAAUCGUCUGAUGAGUCGGUGGAGUCGUCAUUGCCUCCGAAGGAGAACGAUAAAAGCUCGAAACAUGCUUGCGUUGAAAUCAACUUGGAAGAUCUGCCUGUUGAUCCCGGACUGCGGACUCGAAUUUGGGAUUACCAUCCCAAUGUUCGAGAGCAAGUUCGAAGAGUUUAUAUACAAAAGGGUCCUUUCCAGCCUCGAGAUCACGACUUCCCCUACAAGAAUAUUGGUGGUGGACCGAGAAGGUUUAUUCCUGCUUGGUUUGAUGAGUUUCCGACUUGGUUGGAAUAUAGUAUAGCAAAAGACGCUGCUUAUUGUCUGUGUUGUUAUCUGUUUAAGCCAAAUACGGGAGAGCAAGCGGGCGGUGAUUGUUUUAUUAGUAAAGGGUUUUCGAAUUGGAAGAAGAAAGAAAGGUUGCAGGGUCACGUUGGAGGAUGUAAUAGCGCCCACAACCAAGCUUGGAGAACCUACGAUGGUUUAUUGAAGCAGAACCAAGCACGAAGGGAAUAUAAAACUCUUUUGGGUUUAUCAAUUGUUUGUAUGAGGUUUCUUUUGCAUCAAGGGCUUAUAUAUUGCGGAGAUGAUGAGGAAUAUGAAGGUUCAAACAACGAAGGUGUUUUUCUUGGACUCUGGAACUUCCAAUGUGGUCGUCAUGAGGAGUUAAAAGCUAUCACAUUGAGAAAUCCCCCCUUAAGUCUGAAGUUGACUUCACCUGAUACUCAGAAGGACAUUAUAACUGCUUUUUCAAUGGAAAUCAUCAACGCAAUAGCUAAAGAUAUUGGUGAUUCGUAUUUUUCCAUUCUUAUCGAUGAACUUCAUGAAAAGUCUCCAAUGAAUCAAUUGGCUAUUGUUAUACGCUUUGUGGAUAAAGGUCAUGUGAUUGAGCGUUUUUUAGGCAUUGUACAAGCCACUAAUAAUACUGCUGUCUCACGUAAGGUGGCUAUUGAUGAUUUAUUUUCUACUCAUGGAUUAAGCAUGUCAAAGCUACGGGGGCAAGGUUAUGGUGGGACAAGUAAUAUGCUAGGUGAGUUGAAUAGUCUUAAGACACUUAUAAUGAAGGAGAACGAGUAUGCCUAUUAUGUUCAUUGCUUUGCUCACGAUCUUCAUUCAACACUUAUUGGUGUGGCAAAGGAUCAUUUUGAAAUCUUUGGUCUCUUUACCUCGGUUGCCAAUCUGGUGAAUAUUGUUGGGGCAUUUGUUGAAUGUCGUGAUACUCUUCAGAAGAAACAUGGUGCUUUGGUAUCUGAAGCACUCAAUACCAGUGAUCUUCUAAGUGGACAAGGUCUGAAUGAAGGCAGCUCAAAGUUUAAGAAUUUAACAAGCGUGCUUACCAUGUUCUCAUCUGUGAUAGAUGUACUUGAGGUCAUAGCAGAUUUUGGAUCAAAGACUGAGCAGAAAUGUAAAGCAGAGGUUCUAUUGGGUUCCCUCUGGUCCUUCGAUUGUAUUUUUAGUUUACAUAUGAUGAUAAAUGUUUUGGGAAUCACAGAUGCUUUGUCACAGGCAUUACAAAAAAAAGACCAGGAUAUCGUGAACGCCAUUAACUUAGUCAGAAGAUGUAAAGAAGAGCUGAAAAUGAUGAAGGAGAGUGGUUGGGAUUCUUUACUCAAUCAGGUUUUUUCUUUCUGUGACAAACAUCAGAUUAAAGUUCCUAACAUGAAUGACAUGUUUCAAACUAUAGGGAUAAAAAAACCUCCGGUGGUAACAAACAUGCAUCAUUAUCGUGUUGAUGUGUAUUGUAAUGUUAUUGACAUGCAACUUCAAGAGCUAAAUAUUCGUUUCGCUGAGUUGAAUACUGAGUUGCUUCUUUGUGUGGCAUGUUUGAAUCCAAGCGAUUCAUUCUCUGCUUUUGACAAGAAAAAGUUGACUCGGCUUGCUCAGUAUUACCCAAAUGACUUUUCUGCACUUGACUUGAUGAUACUUGAAGAUCAGCUUAAGAUGUACAUUAUGGACUUGCGCUCCAGCAUUGAGUUUUCAGGAUUGAAUGGGAUUGCAGAUCUUGCACAGAAAAUGGUUGAGACAGAAAAAGACAGUGUUUACCCAUUAGUUUACUUGCUGUUGACAUUGGCACUUAUCUUACCAGUUGCAACUCCUACUGUAGAGAGGGCGUUUUGUGCUACGAGGAUUGUGAAGAACCGGUUACUCAAUCAAAUGGAAGAUCAAAGGACGGAUGAUAGUUGGAUUGCAUAUAUUGAGAAAGACAUUCUUGAUAGUGUCGAACAUGAGAUCGUUAUGCAACGAUUUCAAAAUAUGAAAACUUGUCCAUGGAAAAUCUCAUUGUAAUGAAUAGAUAUUUUAUCAAUCAACGCUGAUGUUUUUGUCUUGUUA